This is a messenger RNA of Striga hermonthica, 984 nucleotides long. Lineage: Eukaryota; Viridiplantae; Streptophyta; Magnoliopsida; Lamiales; Orobanchaceae. The record is from the annotation of a GenBank genome assembly.
AUGGGACAUCGUGCGCUGCCUACUAAAGAAUUACGCCACCGUCGGCAUCUAGAUAUGACGGGUACUUGUCUGAUUUGUGGAGAUGGAAUGGAGACUUGGGCGCACAUAUUCUUCGAGUGCUCGUGGACUUCUCAGGUUUGGGCCAGGUUAGUUCAUUGUGGUUUUCCUUACAGGCUGGCUUAUUCAAUCCCCCGUGAUAGCCAAGUUCUGGAAUUUAUUGCUCAGGCACCGGCGGUUUUGCGAUUUGCCCUUUGGUUUAUGUGGCGGGAACGUAAUAAUAGGGUGUUCGGAAAUAAUCCUAAUUCUCCCUUUGGUGUAGCCAAGGAAAUUCUAGCGUUUUUCCAAUGGUGGCAGGAUACUCGGCGGCGGGCGAAUAGGUUUAAGGUUGGGGCUAGUCGGGUCAAUUUGCAGAAAACGGUUACAUGGAAUCCAUUUCAUCGUACGGGCAUCAUCUUGCAUACUGACGGUUCGUCCAUGGGUAACCCGGGCCCAUCUGGGUUCGGAGCUGUCUUGCGCAACCAUGAGGGGGAGUGGAUCGAGGGCAUUUCAGGGAAUAUAGACACACCGACAUGGUGCACACCAACCAACGGCCUCUCACGGAGCGCCGCCGCAACCGCUGGACGUGAAGAUGCACAUCCCGCCACCAUCGUCCCGUCGGAGAGCCACCACAAUCGUCCAGUCGGAGAGCCGCCGCCAUCGUCCCGUUGGAGAGCCGCCGCGCACGGUAAUAAGCCACAACCAUUCGCCUCCGACUGGCACUUCACACCAGCGCAAGAUCAGCCAUACCCACAGCCACUGCUCGAUCUCGCCGCCAAAGGCCGCCGCUCGCCUUGCUGUCGCUCUGCCCGUCACUGUUUGACGAGGAUGAUGCGCCGGCGACGUCUCCGCCUUUCCCACAGCCACGUCUGCCCGUCCCGAAGCCGAAAAACCGAUAACAACCACCAACGAUCUGAUAGCAAGGGUUGGAGAAGAAGCAAUGCGUGA